This is a messenger RNA of Prunus mume (Japanese apricot), 1269 nucleotides long. RefSeq names its product light harvesting complex photosystem II (gene LHCB4.3). NCBI's taxonomy places the organism in Eukaryota, Viridiplantae, Streptophyta, Magnoliopsida, Rosales, Rosaceae. Gene Ontology annotation, cellular component: membrane. Gene Ontology annotation, biological process: photosynthesis, light harvesting. The record is from RefSeq and is a predicted model, not a curated record.
AUCCAAGAGAUAAGGCUUUGGCAAAGGUAAGGCCUAAAUUAAUCAUUCCCACUUUCAAAUCCUUCACAAAAUGCAAAUCCCACACUAUUAUUUAUUUUUCACAUUUAUAUAAACACAACUCCACUCACCAGUCCCACCACCACUCUGCUCCAAUUUCACACCCAACUAAGGCAUGGCCACCACCACAGCCGCUGUCACUACCUACUUCUUCGGAGCCCGCCUCCCAAACCCCGGACCCAGUUUCGGAAGAUUCCAAGCCCGAUUUGGAAACUUCGGCGGCUUCAGCUUAGGCACCAAGAAGUCACCGCCACCGCCACCACCAAAACAAAAGCAGAAAUUUGACGACGGGGAACGACCCGUAUGGUUCCCGGGUGCCGAACCGCCCGAGUGGCUCGACGGGUCGCUGGUCGGGGACCGGGGGUUCGAUCCGUUCGGACUCGGGAAGCCCGCGGAGUACUUGCAGUUCGAUUACGACGGGCUGGACCAGAACUUGGCGAAGAAUGUGGCGGGUGAUGUGAUCGGGACCCGGAUCGAGACUGCAGAGGUGAAUCCGACGCCGUUUCAGCCGUACUCGGAGGUGUUUGGGCUGCAGAGGUUCCGGGAGUGCGAGCUGAUUCAUGGGAGGUGGGCGAUGUUGGGUGCGCUUGGCGCUCUUGCUGUCGAGGGCCUCACAGGGGUUGCAUGGCAGGACGCUGGCAAGGUUGAAUUGAUUGAAGGAUCAUCAUACCUUGGGCUUCCCCUUCCCUUUUCCAUAACCACUUUGAUUUGGAUCGAAGUGUUGGUGAUUGGGUACAUUGAGUUCCAGAGGAAUGCUGAGCUGGACCCAGAGAAAAGGCUGUACCCGGGUGGCAAGUUCUUUGACCCACUGGGCCUGGCCUCUGACCCGGAAGAGAAGGAGAGGCUACAAUUGGCCGAGAUCAAGCAUGCCCGUCUUGCCAUGGUGGUCUUCCUCAUUUUUGGCAUCCAAGCUGCUGUGACAGGGAAGGGCCCUGUCAGUUUUCUGGCAACCUUUAACAAAUAAACUUUCAAAAUCGUCCACAAAAAUCACAAUCUUUUCAUUCAUUCUCUUCCUGUCUACCCAAAGACUAGGAGUGCCCUCCUCACUUAUCUUUUGUAUAUUCAUAUAAUGUUUAAUUAAUUGCUGUACUACGUGUAUGUGCUGUUUCUGCUGCACCUAUAUACUCUUGUUGUUGCUUUCAUGUCUUAAAUAAGGUGUUUAUAAAUGUAUAAUGGAGAAAAAAAAGAAGAAGGGAAAAUCAGAUUGUAACA